Molecule: messenger RNA, 4631 nt
Organism: Vigna angularis (adzuki bean)
Lineage: Eukaryota; Viridiplantae; Streptophyta; Magnoliopsida; Fabales; Fabaceae
Exons: 18
Coding region: 1491-4421 (976 amino acids)
Biological process (GO): DNA replication initiation; mitotic DNA replication checkpoint signaling; mitotic G2 DNA damage checkpoint signaling
Source: RefSeq, a predicted model, not a curated record
ACAGGUAAAUUUUAUAUCAGAGUGUAACAACGUCAUUCUAUAAUCUAAUAGAACCGAAAGGCAAAACCUAUCCUGAUUAAUUUUUCCAGAUAAACAUUGGUUAGCUUUAUGAGCUAGUUACCUCUGGCUUGAGAUCACGGUGAACAACACCCUGCAGAUGACAGAAAGCUACCACACUAUUGAUAAUUUGGAAAUCAAACCUAACAACCAACCAACAAUAACAUAGAAAGCUACCACUACUUCAGCGAUUGGUCAUGGUUGUUCAAGAUGUUGGGAUCGGUGGGGGAGUCUUCUCUGCAUCUGAAUUUGGGAUUUUAGAGAUUGAAGUAGGUUUGUGCGUGGAAGAGAAUGAUCUGGGAAGAAAGUUUCUGAGAGACGUGGAGGAAAUGGUGCCAGAAAAACGAGUCUGUGAGAGUGUUGCAGUGCCAGAAAUUUGUUGAUUGGGGGCAAGGAGCUGACCCGGUCCUAAUCCAAUGUGAACCCCUUUCAUAGGGUUUUUGGGGCCAGGGUUUUGGAAAAGCCCCCUGAAACGUGGGUAAAGAAAUGGGGUCUACCUUAAAGAAGGUCAGGACUGGAAUUAAAAUGACAGCUCUAUUCGCGAAAGCCUUCAUUGGGAACGCCAUAGCCAUCUUCUUUUUUUUUGUCUAUUCUUCUCCAUCUCCAUAUCCUCCACUCUUCUCCGCGAGCGUUGUCAUCUCCUUCAUCUCCCUUUUUCAUUUUUCGUUUUUCCGUUUACGACUCUCCAUUCGUUCUUCUUCUUGGGUACACAAAAUGUGACUUUGAAGGCUCCACGCCACUCUUUUAUCGAAUGCGAAGCCUCCGCGCCACUCCUAUGCUCGAACUCGAAGCCUUCAUAAACAAGAUAACAUUAUAUGUUGCGAACCCUCCAUAAACAAGUGCUUUGGUGAAGGAGAACAUUCUUGCAUUGCGAAGGUGAAGCAUUAUGCACUUACGAACUGGAGUAUCCACCAUUAUCAAACUUCAGUUCCUCUUGAAGCACACUCUUAAGUUCUCUUCCGCGCUAUACUAUCUAUUUAAUUUUUUUUAUUUUAAUAUUUUGUUUUUAAUAUGCUUGGAUUCUUAAAUAUAGUUAGGGAGAAAUUGAUGUUAUUUAUUUUUUUCAUAUGUUAUUUAAAAUUUGAACUAUAAAAUUUAUUGCGUUAAAUUUUAUUUAUCAUAAUAAACAAUUUAAAAUUUUCAAAUUCCAUUAAAAUAUAUAAUAUAGCCAUCUGACCAUUGAUAUAGGGUCCUGAUUGAGUUAACGAUCCCACCGGCUGUUCAUCACACUUUACUCCAUCCAAGCACAUCAGCAACUCACAUCCUCUGUCUGAUUUCACAUUCCCGCGUUUUUGUAUACUCGCUCUUUCCCUUUCUUCUCCAUCCAAAUUCACUCCACAAAUCAAAUCUCUCUCACCCAAAAUUCUUCUACUUCUUCAUCUUCUCUCCAUAGUUCUUCCUCUCCUACGAAAACGAAGGCGAAGUCGACGAAGAUGUUGAAGACGAAGACGUUGAAGAUGAAAGCAUUCCAAGGCGCCAAUGUGUUCAUGUCGCGAAACCUCGUGCCGCCGGAAGUCUUCGACGCGCUGCACGAUGCCGUUAAAGAUAACGGUGCUCAACUCCACCUCUGCUGCGAUCCUUUCCGUAACGGCCCCGACGAUUACCACAUCAUUGCUUCCAGUAAACACGAGAAGUUCGAUGAUCUCAAAUCCAAGGGCUGCAAGUUGCUUGGUCCUAGAUGUGUUCUUUCGUGUGCCAAAGGUGGAAGGCCUUUGCCUAAACAAGGCUUCACUUGUUGCCUUGCCAUGGACGGCGUCAAAGUACUUGCAUCUGGCUUUGAUACGGAAGAGAAGGUUAAGAUAGAAGAGUUAGUGGCGGAAAUGGGGGGAGUUCUACACAGUAAAACAUCGUUGGAUUUGAACUUUGUCAUUGUGAAAAAUGUUUUAGCUAGGAAGUACAAGUGGGCUUUGAAUGAAUUGAAGAAACCAAUAGUCACGUAUGAAUGGCUAAAACAAUGCUCAGAGGAGCAUCGUGUUGUUCCUCAAGAGUCAUACAAGGUCCUUCCUUUCUCUGGGUUAAAGAUUUGUGUUACUGGAAUUCCUGCAGAUGUUCGUAAAGAGAUGGAGAAGCUUAUUUUACAAAAUGGUGGAAAAUACUCAGCAGAAUUGACGAAGAAUUGCACACAUUUGAUUUCUGAGGCUCCACAAGGUGACAAGUAUAAGGUAGCAAAACGAUGGGGCCACAUUCAUAUUGUGAUAAAGAAAUGGUUUGAUCAAUCAAUUGCUCGAAGAGCAUGUCUGAAUGAGGAGUUCUUCCCUGUUCAGCAUGGAUCUGUAUCUUCACAUAAAGUAACUAGGGACUUAACAAUGCAACAUAGCCAAGAAAAGGAUAUUGGGAAAUUGCAAUCUGCGGCAUCCUCAGGUACUACAGAUUCAAAUGUGCAAGUUUCUUGUGCUGAGUUCAGGGAUAGAGAUCAUGAAGCUAUGCCAUCAGAAUUUAUGUCCUCAGUUUCACAAACCCGUAUAUUUGCUAAGGAGGCAGAUGCUGAACCUCCAUUGCAGACCAGUGGUGAAUUGAACCUUGACAAUAUUGUCGCUGAUGAUUCUGAAUCUGAUGAUAAUGACAUGUACUUAUCAGAGUGCAGAAUAUUACUAGUUGGUUUUGAAGCUUUAGAAAUGCGGAAACUAAUUAAUAUUGUGCGCAAAGGUGGAGGCUCCCGGUAUAUGUCUUUUAGUGACAAAUUGACACACAUAAUAGUUGGGAAUCCUACUGAAAUGGAAAAGAAGGAUGUAAGGAGUCUCGCUGCUUUAGGUGUAAUUUAUGUUGUUAAAACCUCAUGGCUUGAAGAUUGUGACCAUAAAAAGAAAGAAGUCCCAGUGCUUAGGAGACACGUUGCGUAUGAUCUACUUCAUCCAAAAGCAAGCUUGGUAAAAGGAGCUGUAACAGAAAGCACAUCUAUGGAUCACAGUAAAAGCUCCAGCUGUCAUCAAAGCUCGCACCAGGUGGACUUUGAAAUUGUGAAGCCAGAAUCUUUAGAGAAAAGAAAAGAAGAGAUACAAGAUAUGGAUAUAAAUGGUCACUCAUUCCGUAAAGCAAAUUGUAGAACAAUGUUGCAAAAUCAACUUCCUGAUAAUAAAUUGAGCACACAAGGAAUGAGCCAGCAUGACUUCAGUGUUCAAUAUGAAAAAUCAGCAAAUGUUUUCAGAGGAAAACUGUUUUGUUUUUCAAAUUUGUUUCCUGAAGAAAAGAGAGGUGAGAUUGUUCAAUGGAUAAGUCAAGGGGGAGGAGAGGUAAUAAGUGGGCAAGCAGAACAGAUUGUCCACUAUACUGUUGAGUGUCAUGGUGUAACACCCAUGUCGACUGGUGAUUCGAAGAGUUGGUCUGUUUCCAGUCACUGGAUACGAUCUUGUUUGGAGGCUGGAUCCUUGCUGGAUGUUGAUAGUCACAUUCUUUAUUCUCCACUUCCCUGCCAUGUUCCCUUGCCUGGAUUUGAAAGAUUCAGGUUUUGUGUUUCACAGUAUGAGGAGAAAGACAGAAAUCUCCUAAGAAACUUGUGUUUUGUACUAGGAGCUAAAUUUGGGGAGAAGUUGCAUAAGAAGGUUACGCAUUUGUUGUGUAAAUUCACCAAUGGACCCAAGUAUGAUGGUGCUCGUAAAUGGGGGAUUCAAUCAGUUACAUGUGAAUGGAUAUUUGAAUGCGUCAAACAGAAUGGACUUGUUGCCGUUGAUCAAUUUUUACCAAAAGAAGUAACUGCUCAAGAUCAAGAGGCAGGACUUUGCACCGUAAGUCAGUUUCCUACCCAGGCUGCUCAAAUGAUAAGUGGCAUGCCCUCGCAAUUGUCAAGUCAAUCACAAAUUUUGAGAGGCAUCACAGAUAAAAAUGUGGGUUGUGGAGUUGGUAAUCAUGAGACCAAUUUUAAGAAACCAAGUGUUUAUAGCAAAAAGGCAAGACUUGUGGAAGAACCUUGCCUAUCCAACAAGAUGCCUUCGGCAUCAAAUUCAGGUAUCCAUGCCUAUGGAAAGAAUUUUUCUGAAGACAAUAUGCUAAUAGAUGGUGGAGAGGUUUGUCGUACUGUUCCUGAUGUUGCUGCUGCAAUUGAGGACUUGUUAGAGCAGACUAGUAAGAUGCAUGGUCAGAGGUCCCCAGCACAUACAGGGUGUGAGAGAGGUAUUUACCCAUCUGAUCUUUCAGUCCUUGGUGAAGAUAAUUCCAAUCCCCAUACCGUUUUUGGGUUAUCUAAACACUGGUUAAACAGAAAUGACAGAAAGGAAGAUGAUGGGGAGGCUUCUCAAGACAGACGAGCAGGAAUAUACGAUGGUUUUAGUGAAACACAGACAGAAUCUCAGGUUGUUAGUUAUGAAGAAGAUUUGUCAGGAAGGCAAAGCCUUAUAGAUAAAUACCGAACUCGAAGUAGCACGCAGUGAAUAGGAACAAGAAUCUGUCUUGUCCUGGUUUCAAAACAAAGAUAAUAGAAGAAAACUCAACCUUGGUCAGCUAACGAAGGGAACAUCAGCACAUCAGCAGCUUAGUAUAGGUCAAUCAAUUAUGUCUGUUUUAUUAUCUCUUUCUCAUCUCCAAAAUAAAAAUUCAUCUCCAUAUUCAUAGUAACAAAUAAGAUUUUUAUCUGAUUCUCU